Manduca sexta (tobacco hornworm) is the source of this 1981-nucleotide messenger RNA. It is a transcript of the gene Acade, whose product is annotated as short/branched chain specific acyl-CoA dehydrogenase, mitochondrial. The record is from RefSeq and is a predicted model, not a curated record. Gene Ontology annotation, molecular function: flavin adenine dinucleotide binding; acyl-CoA dehydrogenase activity. Lineage: Eukaryota; Metazoa; Arthropoda; Insecta; Lepidoptera; Sphingidae. The coding region runs from base 139 to 1404 and encodes 421 amino acids. Gene Ontology annotation, cellular component: mitochondrion. The transcript is spliced from 9 exons.
GGUCACUUGUUAUCUUAGCGCGAGUGAGAUAACAAACCGGCCUUUUGAGAACCAGUAGGUAACCAGUCUUUAUUCGAGCCAGCGCAGGCGCGGCACGCUUCCAUCGCGCGGUAUUGCAAAAUAAAUAAAAAAAUAAUAAUGUUCCCAUUACGCCGUGUUGUUGGCAACAAGAUCUUGGAGCAAUGGCGGGCCCCAAUUACUGCUGGAGCGAAGGCUCAAGUGAAGACUUACAGCUCGGAAGCAGCCACGCCGCGACCUUUGACCAUGCUGACAGAAGAUGAGCUAGCUAUGAAAGAAACAAUCAGGAAGCUGGCGACUGAACAGAUAGCUCCUCUAGUCAAGAAGAUGGAAGACGAACACAAAAUCGAUGACGGAAUCAGACAAUUGCUCUUCGACAAUGGUUUAAUGGGUAUCGAGACUCCCGAGCAAUACAGCGGGUCUGGCUGCGGAUUCCUUACGAUGAUGCUGGUAGUGGAAGAGUUGUCCAGGGUGGACCCUGCCGUGGCAGCAUACGUCGACAUCCACAACACCCUCGUCAACUCCUUAUUCAUGAAGAUUGGUACAGAGGAACAGAAGCAGAAGUACUUGACAAAGCUUUGCACUGAAUACGCAGGCAGCUUCUGCUUAACAGAACCCAGUUCAGGCUCCGACGCGUUCUCACUCAAGACUGUUGCGAAGAAGGACGGCGAACACUAUGUAAUCAACGGCUCCAAGAUGUGGAUCUCCAACUCCGACGUUGCUGGAGUAUUCCUCGUCAUGGCGAAUGCUGAUCCGUCCAAGGGGUACAAAGGCAUCACGUGCUUCAUAGUGGAGCGCGAGACUCCCGGCCUGAGCGUCGCCAAGCCCGAGAACAAGCUCGGCAUCCGCGCCUCCGGCACCUGCAUGGUGCACUUCGACAACGUGCGAGUGCACGAGUCCGCCAUAUUGGGAGAAUAUGGGAAGGGAUACAAGUACGCAGCAGGUUUCCUGAACGAGGGUCGCAUAGGCAUCGCGGCGCAGAUGAUCGGACUCUGCCAGGGUUGUAUGGACGCUACCAUCCCCUACACGCUGGAGAGGAAGCAGUUCGGAAAGAACAUCUACUCCUUCCAGGGCAUAAGCUAUCAAAUCGCGCACCUGUCGACACAACUGGAGGCCGCACGACUGCUCACAUACAACGCUGCGCGACUCAAGGAGCACGGACACGACUUCGUCAAGGAGGCCGCCAUGGCCAAAUACUACGCUUCCGAAAUCGCCCAAACGCUUACAUCCAAGUGCAUUGACUUUAUGGGAGGCGUAGGCUUCACUAAAGAUUUCCCUCAAGAGAAGUUCUUCCGGGACGCCAAGAUCGGCACCAUCUAUGAAGGCACCAGCAACAUGCAGCUCCAGACCAUUGCCAAGCUUCUUGAGAAACAGUACACACAGUAAACAGUGCCAUAACUAUAGUUAACUAUAUGUUAUAAGUCAUUUAUCAGAGAUUUAAACAAAUAAUUAAAACACUUUUGUGUAAAAAUAAUGAGAAUUUAAAUAAAUUAGGCCAUAACAACAUUAAGACUUAUUUGUGUGCUAUGGGAUUCAUUUGCGUGAUUGUCAAAAUUGUGGCCUUUCACUAGCUCACUGCUCAACAUCGGCAUAAGGUCAAUCCAACUUUGUAUAUCCAGCAGGAUAGUAAAAUUUAGGACUUGACCUUUCAGCUUUGAACUGAUAAAAAAUAUACACUACCUUUUUUCAAGUUGUUAAUGAAUAAACUUCUUAAUUUUCAACUUAGUCAUGCCACAAAAAUAAUGGUAUCAAGCACAAAACUUGAUGUUGAGACUGGUAACUAAGUUUUUAAACGUCUUACUGCCAAUGUGUAUUAAUCAUGAGAACAUUGUUUGUCUACAACACUGAAGAUUAUUUUACAGGGUAAAAUAUUUAUAUAUAAGAAUGAACCAAUAUUGUCUAUUGUAUUAUGUUAAUAUCUAUUAAAUAUGAAACAAAAUAUAAAACUUUUUUAUUUAUCUUA